Molecule: messenger RNA, 1011 nt
Organism: Ananas comosus (pineapple)
Lineage: Eukaryota; Viridiplantae; Streptophyta; Magnoliopsida; Poales; Bromeliaceae
Product: universal stress protein PHOS34
Exons: 4
Coding region: 152-712 (186 amino acids)
Source: RefSeq, a predicted model, not a curated record
GACCAGUCCACACAAGGUGAGUGUUUGUGAAGCCUCUCAUUGGACGCCUCUAUUUAUUCUCAAUCCUCGGUAGCUCCACCAAGUAGAACAUAUUUCCCCAAAAAUCAGAGAAAAAUAAAUAAAUAAAUAUAUAAAUAAACAGGGCUCUCUCAUGGCAACAGAGGCGGGCGAAUCGGCGGCGGCGGCGGCGGCGGCGGCGGCGGGGGAAUCGGCGGCGGCGGCGGCGGCGACGACGCCGGCGGUGAUGGUGGUGGGGAUCGAUGAGAGCGAGCACAGCUUCUACGCGCUGGAGUGGACCCUCAGCCACUUCUUCUCCGGCGCCGGCGCCGUCUACCCCUACCGCCUCGUCGUCGUCCACGCCAAGCCCACCGCCACCUCCGUCGUCGGCCUCGCCGGGCCCGGUGCAGCAGAAGUUCUGCCAUUUGUGGAAUCUGAUCUGAAGAGGAGCGCUGUCAGGGUUAUCGAGAAGGCCCAGGAGCUCUGCAAAUCGGUCAGUGAUGUUGUGUAUGAGGUGGUGGAAGGAGAUGCGAGGAAUGUGCUUUGUGAGGCAGUAGAAAAACAUCAUGCAGACGUCCUGGCUGUGGGAAGUCAUGGCUAUGGAGCGAUAAAAAGGGCUGUUUUGGGAAGCGUGAGCGACUAUUGCGCUCACCAUGCGCAUUGCACUGUGAUGAUAGUGAAGAAACCGAAACACAAAGCGAAAACCAAGCACUGAGCAGUAAAGUUGUUGAUAGCCAGAAAAGGGGUAAAGUUCUCCGCAUUGCCCUAAUAAGCGGAGUUCUAGAAAUCAGUAUUUGUUACUUCAAAUCAGGUAUUUAGAUGUGUGCUUCUGGGGAAAGAAGCAUACAUGAUGCACAUUUUCCACUUAUUCUGUGUAUGCUGUGACUUAAAUGAUAUAAUAGUUGUUGUAUGUAUAAAAUGCCAACCCUACUAGAGUUUUGUAAAAUUCCAAACCUGCUGGGUAAUGUUGUCCAGAAACUUAUUGUUUCUUCAACUUUGGUCUUUUGCUUGUCA